Molecule: messenger RNA, 661 nt
Organism: Helianthus annuus (common sunflower)
Lineage: Eukaryota; Viridiplantae; Streptophyta; Magnoliopsida; Asterales; Asteraceae
Product: protein unc-13 homolog
Exons: 4
Coding region: 107-661 (184 amino acids)
Source: RefSeq, a predicted model, not a curated record
CUUGACCCUUUGGUUUCCUAACAACAAAAUUUCUUCAACUCAUCAUCAUCUUCAAUACAAAAUUCACUGUUACAUUAAAACUCAAUUUCUAGAGAGAGAAACAGUAAUGGCCGAUGAAAACUCACCGAGCAGCAGAGAUCAGGAGCUCCUGAAACCUGUCGCCACCACCGUUGACCAUGACGGCGGCGCGUCGUCGUCAAAACCCUCGCCGGCGUCCAGUUCACCGUCGCAUAACUCCGGCCAUGAGGUCGGGAGGCGAGUUGAAAUGAUGGUACUUCCGCUAGAGUUAUUACAACAAUUCAAACCAUCAGAUUUCACCGACCAACAAGAAUACGACACCUGGCAAAAGCGAAACUUAAAAAUGUUGGAAGCGGGACUUCUUCUACACCCUCACGUGCCACUUGGCAACGCCACAACUGCAUCCCAAAGACUACAAAAAAUCAUCCGUAACGCGCUCGAGAAACCAAUUGAAACCGGAAGAAACACCGAUCCGUUACAAGUCCUACGUGGUGCCGUAAUGUCAUUAGCCAACCGGUCAACCUGUGACAACCGGACUACUUAUACAAAUUCGGGUUCGGAUUCAGAAGAAAACGUUGACGAUGAUCCACGUGAAAGGCAGUCGACCGGUGAUGGGAUUGGGGAUGAUAGUGCCAUGCGUUAA